AUGGCGGAGAAAUCACGUCGUGUGGCGCAAACCGAAGAUUUAUCAAACGUCGAGUUUGAAACCAGCGAAGAUGUCGAGGUUAUUCCUACCUUCGACAACAUGGGUCUCCGCGACGAAUUGUUGCGUGGAAUCUAUGCUUACGGUUUUGAGAAACCGUCAGCCAUACAGCAACGAUCUAUUAAACCUAUCAUGAAGGGCAGAGAUGUGAUAGCUCAGGCACAAUCUGGUACGGGAAAAACUGCUACCUUCUCGAUUGCGAUAUUGCAGUCGUUGGACACGCAAGUACGAGAAACUCAAGUUCUGGUUUUGUCUCCGACUCGAGAACUUGCCACUCAAAUCCAGAAGGUUAUUCUCGCAUUGGGAGACUUCAUGAAUGUACAAUGUCAUGCUUGCAUUGGUGGUACAAAUCUUGGAGAAGAUAUCAGAAAGCUUGAUUACGGUCAGCAUGUAGUGUCUGGCACACCUGGUAGAGUAUUUGAUAUGAUUAAGAGGCGAGUACUCAGGACUAGGGCUAUUAAAAUGCUGGUAUUGGACGAAUCUGACGAGAUGUUGAACAAAGGUUUCAAGGAACAAAUUUAUGAUGUGUAUCGAUAUCUACCACCAGCGACGCAAGUUGUUUUAGUUUCGGCCACUUUGCCGCACGAAAUUCUCGAGAUGACUAGUAAAUUUAUGACGGACCCCAUCCGUAUCCUCGUCAAACGUGAUGAAUUGACAUUGGAAGGAAUCAAGCAAUUCUUCGUCGCUGUAGAACGAGAAGAGUGGAAAUUUGACACACUCUGUGAUUUAUAUGACACGUUAACGAUAACGCAAGCGGUUAUAUUUUGUAAUACUAAACGUAAAGUAGACUGGUUGACGGAAAAAAUGCGAGAAGCCAAUUUUACAGUAUGUUCUAUGCACGGAGAUAUGCCACAGAAAGAACGAGACAACAUAAUGAAAGAGUUUCGAUCUGGCCAGAGUCGCGUGUUAAUCACAACGGAUGUAUGGGCGAGAGGAAUCGACGUUCAGCAGGUGUCGCUCGUAAUUAAUUACGAUUUGCCUAACAAUCGUGAAUUGUAUAUCCAUAGAAUAGGUCGAUCGGGACGUUUCGGCCGUAAGGGUGUGUCGAUAAACUUCGUGAAAACUGACGAUAUAAGAAUUCUCCGAGAUAUCGAGCAAUAUUAUUCUACGCAAAUAGACGAAAUGCCGAUGAAUGUGGCUGAUCUGAUAUAAAGAGCGAGAUUUAUGCGUAGAUUAAAUGUUUCACGUACAAAGAUUUCUUUAACUUCGAUUACUUGUCAAUAUGCAGGAGACAGUAUGAUAAUACCAAUAAUAUUACAUACCAACAGUUUCCAAAACCAGUUUACUUGAAAAUCCUUUAAUGUCGUAUUACCCGUAAGUUAUUUUUUAGCAUAUAAUUUAGACUAUUCUUGUAAGAAUAAUAUAAUAAACAGAGUAUUCCAUCACUUUUGAAUCAUGUAAGUGAUAAAGCUGUUUGAAUGUAAUAUGUAAGAAAACUGGACUAAUACUUGUUUCUACAUCUAUUAGGAUGCAUCAUUGAUAAUGCAAUUUUUUUUUUUUUAAUGAGAAUGGAAUAAAUUUCUUUUUUUGUACAUGGACUACAAAGAUAUUACUUGUGUACAAUACUAUGAGAAGCGAUGAGUAACUUUUGUUAAUAAAGUAUUUUAUGACUUUAA
Molecule: messenger RNA, 1673 nt
Organism: Temnothorax curvispinosus
Lineage: Eukaryota; Metazoa; Arthropoda; Insecta; Hymenoptera; Formicidae
Product: eukaryotic initiation factor 4A-III
Exons: 5
Coding region: 1-1209 (402 amino acids)
Cellular component (GO): nucleolus; catalytic step 2 spliceosome
Molecular function (GO): mRNA binding; ATP binding; RNA helicase activity
Source: RefSeq, a predicted model, not a curated record